AUGCUCAGGUUUGAAGUCCAAAUUUUGAAAGUUACUUUAUUAGUGUUUGAGAAGAGAAUUAUCGAGAGUGAAGACUUGUUAUCCCCAAGCUCAAGCUCGAUUCUCGACUGGGGAGUUACUCCAGGUUAUCAACUUGAUAAUCCAUUUCCUACCAUCUCGUUUAUUACCAGCAUCAGCUUUGGAGUAAGCUUAAGGAUCUAUGCAACAGAUAUUGAUCACAGAAAAACAGCCACUUACUCAACUCAACCCAAUGAAGUUUGGAAUCUCAAGACCAAUUUUUUUGUAGUUGAGGCAAGUAUGAUAUUUGAUACGGUCAGGAAAACUGAUAUACUCAGAGUGUUUCAAUUUUAA
Pichia membranifaciens NRRL Y-2026 is the source of this 351-nucleotide messenger RNA. RefSeq lists its product as hypothetical. Lineage: Eukaryota; Fungi; Ascomycota; Pichiomycetes; Pichiales; Pichiaceae. Bases 1 to 351 code for a protein of 116 amino acids. The record is from RefSeq and is a predicted model, not a curated record. The transcript is spliced from 2 exons.